CAGACAACUAUUUGAUAACAUUCCUAUGGAUGAACCAUCUGCAUGCAAAGCUGACCCACAAGGCUCGACUGACCAUACCUGCAAUCUGUGCAAGGACUUGAGGAUAUGCAAGAGAUACGGCGAUGAUAUCGACUAUGCUAGAUCCCAGGACGCCAUUUUACACCCCGAUUGUGAAAAAUGCGUGAAUCACUCUGGACGGCGUCUAUGCCAGUGGUGUACGCACCUGAGACUCGAUCAUAUCGCUUUGCACGUGCUACCUGAUCUUCAACUCUAUCGUGAAGAUGGCAGUUUAAGCAGUCGAAGCAGUGGGCUUUACUUUAAUGUUGGGAGUGUGAAUGAUUUGCUCCAUCGAAGUCAGAACUGCGAUUUAUGUUACUCGUUUGUCCAGGAACUUGAGUCAGACGACGAAUAUCUGCCAGCGGAUCAGGUUGUAUUAUGUGUGAGUGCAGCGAGGGAGAGGGACGAGAGAUCCCCCGAUUUUGUGUAUGAUUUUGAAGUGUCUAUUUUCAUUGAUUCCAAUAACCUUCAUCGACCCGUCGACUAUUUUGGAUUCAAAUAUGAGCCAGAGACUGGGAAGAUAAGAUCCACACUCCGACCUGCGCCCUUGGUGGACUGGUCUCUGAUAUCCGGCUGGUUGGAGAAUAGACCGGACGAAGAUACAUUCUCUCCUAACCCGCCUGGAUUUCGCGUGAUUGAUAUUCAAAGGGGGUGUAUUGUCUCUCCUCCCUCAAAGUGCAAAUACGCCACAUUGAGCUAUGUGUGGGGAGCGAGAAAAGAGACAGACCUGGAAGCAACGAGUUCCAACAUCACCAGAAUGGAAGAGGAAGGCUUCCUACGCGGUGCCUCCAUUCCAGCGACAAUUCACGACGCGAUGAUCGCCUGUAAUCGUCUGGGAGUCCCGUAUCUCUGGGUGGACCGACUUUGCAUCUUGCAGGACGAAGGAGCCAGGGAAGAGGCGAAGAUACAAAUCAAUGCUAUGGGGGAUAUCUAUGGACGCUCACAUGUGACUCUGGUCGCUCUGGAAGGUACGAAUGCUGAUCACGGCCUGCCUGGGGUGUCGAAUAUCAACAGAGCGCAUUCGCCCCUUGUGAAAAUGCCAGGCGCGUACUUGGUCAAGCUGCGUGAGUCGUAUUCAUCGCAGGUGAGUCGCUCCACAUGGGCCACACGCGGUUGGACAUUCCAGGAGGCGUUGCUCUCUCCGCGACUCUUGCUUUUCGCUCCGUCUGGGGUCUUCUUCGAGGGUACACAUCACAAUGGUACCGUCGGUGAGAACGGCAUCAUACGUGAGAAACACCUGGAGGUUGAAAAUCCGUAUGUCUUCCUUCCGGAGAGAGAAACUUGCCGGUUCUCCUUGCCAUCUUAUCGCUUGCUUUUGCAAAGAUAUACCAAGAGAGCUCUAACGUUCGAUUCCGAUGCCUUGGACGCCAUGUCUGGAAUCCUGCAUACACAAUAUGGCACUGAUCACUACUACGGUAUCCCGUUCAGUGAAUUCAGUCGAGGGAUGUUAUGGUCGACAGAUGGGUACCAUAAUCCCAGAGUCCCACGAUACGACGAUAGUUUCCCGUCAUGGUCAUGGCUAUCGGUGAAAGGCGAAAUUGAUGUUCCAGAAUCAGAACUGCUCAAGAAUGAUGGUCUUCUUUCUCCCAUUCCGGUCUCCCUGGCCGUCUGGGCAAUACCAAGAGGCGGCUCUGGAGAGCACGUGCGCAUUAUUCGCGACAGCUCCAACGCAUGCUUAUCAGGGCUGGACAAGAAACUGAAUUUGAUGCAAUCCACGGUCGUGGCGCUGGAACGGAGGAUACCGCGUGCAUACCGACUCUCUGGUAGAAAGGAGCCGCCCUGGGAAGAUGUAACAUCUUCUCAGUCCAUCAUGGGGAACGCAUUCGCGGUCAUGAUAGCCUGGAAACACGGAUGCUUUGCCGAGAAGCCCCCUCAAGCACUAUUGGAAGAUACAACAUGGGGACGCUAUGAGAAGAUCAUUCGAUCCAAGUGGUCUUCCAUCCGGGCAAUGUCUGCUCAAGCCCACGGCAUAACAGCGAAGGGUAUCAAAGAUCGGGAUCGAAAGUUUCCUAAUGCCUUAAUCCGGCAAUCCUCUCAUCCCGGACGACUUCUAGUCUACACCCAAUUUCUUCGACUGCGACCAGAUAUGACGUCGGAUAGCCACACGGGGACGUCUUGGCUCCGAGAUGAGCGUGGUAAUACGUUCCAUUUGUUAAACGGCCACACCGACCAUGGCAAAAUAGCCGCCAUGAAGGACCGGGAUGGGGAUCUUCUCUUGGAGACCAUUGCGCUUUCAUUGGAAACGGUCACCACUGGUGAUAGUUCGAAAUCAUCCGAUGACUCCAUUCGCUGGCAAGACUCGAAAGGGGAGUGGCUUAAUCGAUUUGUGACCGAUUUUAACGGCAAUUCCCGGCGUAUGGAACUUAAUGUGAAAGUACACCUCAUGGUGCUGCAGACAUUCGAUGGGAUCAGCCGGCGUGUUGGGAUUGCAGAAGGAUACUUGAAGACAUGGAUCAGUGCAGAGCCUCGGUUUGGAACCUUUGUCCUUGAAUAAUUUAUUACCAUGCCUGAUAACUUUAGACAACAUGGUGAGAAUAUAUAGCGGUACUACCCAGUAAUUAUCUCAAUAAACAUGCCAGGUAUAUAUAAACCGAG
Aspergillus wentii DTO 134E9 is the source of this 2652-nucleotide messenger RNA. RefSeq names its product HET domain-containing protein. The transcript has 2 exons. The coding region runs from base 26 to 2551 and encodes 841 amino acids. Lineage: Eukaryota; Fungi; Ascomycota; Eurotiomycetes; Eurotiales; Aspergillaceae. The record is from RefSeq and is a predicted model, not a curated record.